Penicillium paradoxum is the source of this 3462-nucleotide messenger RNA. RefSeq lists its product as uncharacterized. Gene Ontology annotation, biological process: microtubule-based movement; mitotic spindle organization. The transcript has 5 exons. Gene Ontology annotation, molecular function: microtubule motor activity. Gene Ontology annotation, cellular component: HDA1 complex. Bases 1 to 3462 code for a protein of 1153 amino acids. NCBI's taxonomy places the organism in Eukaryota, Fungi, Ascomycota, Eurotiomycetes, Eurotiales, Aspergillaceae. The record is from RefSeq and is a predicted model, not a curated record.
AUGAUGCUUCGAGAGCAGGCUCGCCCGAAACUCGAUAGUCGCCAGAGAAAAUGUACUGACCGGCCUCCAGCUGCAACUGUGAUUAUAAGCGAUAGCAGUGACAACAGUGAAUCGGACGAUCAGGAGUGGCCCAUAAAGUGUAUCCUCCGUGAAACAGAAACCGAGUACCUCAUUGAUUGGGAGGGACCGUACGAUCCAACUUGGGAACCUAAAGAGAACGCCAGUGAGCUUGCUGUACUAGUUUGGAACCAGCAGAAAGCUCGACGAAGAGCGCUAUCUCGGGAAACAGCACGCACGGCGACAUUAUCGAAAGAGCCAUAUCAGGAAGCAACACGCGACAGUACCUCUCAAUCAUCUGGUGUCAUAGUGAUCUCUUCCUCAUCCUCAGAAGCAUCCAACGAUCCAGAGGGCAGCCGUCGCACCCCCUUUGAAUGUGAGAUCGAGUGGAGUGGACCUGAUUCCGGUACCUCCUCGCCACUAUUCGUGCGGCAAAACAAUCUUUCGGAGAUCGUAGAGUCUCUCCAAACUCAGUACAUCGAGACCUCAACUCAUUCUCACGAGAUAUCAUCACAAUCACCACGUCAUUCCCCGCUUUCAGCAACUGGGUCGAGUAGCUUUCGCUUACAGGCCAACGCUGCGACUUUUGACUACGUCCCCGAGUCGUCUAGUCCACCCCCAUACCUAGUUUUAGGUGAGUGUGACGAAGCCACCGUGGUUGACACCCGGCAGUGUGGUCCAACCUAUGACCCAAAUCCCAAUUCUGUCGCAGCAUGCUCAUGGCAUCGUCAGAAAUCCCCAGAUAACCACGACAAUCUCGAAUCAUCAUAUCCAAAUACGCAGUGUCUAGGUCUGGAGCCCAAGGUAUCCGAGAUAGCUGAGACGCCCCCUCAGGCAUCAAGCUUAGGAACCGUUAGCUUAUGCUUCGAGUCUGUUUCUCUUGGCGAAAAUUGGUUCCACGGUGAUUUGAAUUCACAGUCUCUCCAUUUCUGUGGACCUUUCGUAAGAGACUUUGAGCUUGCCCAGUCAACCUGUUUAAGCUCGGUCCCAGAGACACUUCUUCCAAAUCCAUCACAAGAUCUAGAUCAGACGACCAUAGAAACCAACACCUAUCCAGCACUUCUUUUAUCUCGCCGCGCAAACCUAUCUGCCGAAAUCAUGGAAGAGAACGGCGCUAAACCGUCGGAUUAUUCUCUCCCCGAUGCCUCUUUGGACCACUAUAGUGGUUUACCGGAAUCCACUCCGAAGGACAAGAUACACAACGCCUGGGCCCAGCUCGGCGUAGGGAACCAACCUGGCCUCUCGCAAACAGCUAAUGCUGCCGAAACACCAUCUUCCGUAGGUGAUAUCGAGGCUUCAGCUCCUGUGUCUGCCCCUGAGACGACCGCGCCGCUCAGUGUCAGAGCGGAUACAGAUUCCUUUGCCCACCCGCAUAUUGCAGUCCAUCACGGCCACUCAGAACCUUUACUCCCACCCUCAGAACUAGCCCAUGCGGGUCAUAUGGGCCAACCAUCAAUUCAAACCAUUCACCCCAGCGCGUUGACCGUCACUAGCAUGGAGGAGGUUGUGCCUGGAUCAGUCCACCUUGGACCAUCUGAAUUUGCGGUUACCCUUCCGAUGGAUUCCCGUGUCAAGGAUGACUAUGAACGUGUUUUAACUGAUGCAGCUACCUGUAUCCGUCAAUUCUUUGACAGCUUCCAGCCAAAUACGCAAAUUUCCGAACCUGAGCGAGAUGAUUUGCACUCAAAUAUGCGACAGGUCAUUGUGCGGUUGAGUAAUGUUUCGACACAUCCGGACUUGAACAUCUCAGACCAUUUAGAAGAUCCUGAUCCUGAUUUUGCCAAAGAGGCAUCCUGGGCUGAAUAUUCCAGUGCAAAGUUCCUAUUCCUCGGCCAUCUCAUAGAGAUAGCAGGCUCACACGAGCUCCAUCUGAUACUUGCAGUCCAAGACGAAAAGAAACAGGCCGUACUCGAGCGUUAUCUGCAGGGUAAAGGCUUCACUUAUACUCGACCUCGCGGAGAGAUGGGCAGCAGUUUGGAAGUAUCCCUCGCAAAGGGGCCGCUCAGCUUUGGUAUCCAUUCCAGCGAGAGCGCACGUGAGCUGUUCAAACCGCCCUCUGCUAUUUUUGCGUUGGAUUCCUACUUCAGCCCCAAAAGCCCGUCCAUGCAGCACAUACGAACGACCUAUGCCCGGAACGGGAGCUUACUACCCGUCAUCUGGUUCCUUGUCGCCAACACAAGUGAACAUAUCGAGCGUUGUUUACCUGAUUUACCCGAGCCGGAUCGAUUGCGUUUACUUGUUCAUUACAUUGCUCGUCUCCACGACGAGGUUGGCGAUCUCCAAGAUGAUGCCCUCGGUGUACAUGAAGAUGCCGAAGAGAUUCUGGUUUAUCUGUUGGAUACUGUUGCUGGAUGGCCAUUGCCAACUAUUCAGCCUUUACAUUUUGUACCCCUGGAGGAGUUGGAAUGCUCCAGCCCUUCCGGCGAGGUAUCACUGCCGGCUCAGAAGCGUCCACUGGACGAGGAACCCGAGGAUAACUCGUCAAAGCGCGCCCGGAUGGAUACUCAAGAGAACACCCAAUCUACUGAGUCAACUAAACCUCCCACUCAAACAUUGGAUCGUGAUUUGCAGUCCCUGGAGAACAAUCUUAUCCAGAUGAAGAACAUUCACUUAGCCGAGAAAGGCCGGUUGAAGGCUGCACUUGUCCGAGCGAAUUCUCGAUGCAAGGAACUAGAGAAGGCACUGGGCGACUUACAACACCGCUAUGAAAGCCGGACAAAUGACCUACAUGCAACCCGCAAAGAGCGUGAUCGUGCGACGGAGACCAAAACAUCUAUUGAACAACGCGUCGAGAAGCAGAAAGAGACUAUCUCGAGUCUGAAGGAAGAACGAACAGAGCUGAAGAACGAGCUCGACGAAGCCAGACGAACACUCAAAGGUGGUGGUGACAGUUCCGCUGAAUUAGAGACAGCACGCGAGGAAGUUCGCCGUCUGACCAAAGAAAACUCGAAUCUUGAGCGCAAGGCCGAGUUCGAGAAAAACCAAUCGGAAUACAUCCGGGAGCAAUACCAAACUGCAUCUACAGCUGCUGCUCAGGCUGGCACAGAGACUCGCCGAUUGACAGCCGAGAAUGAAACUCUAAAGCGCAAGGCCAACAGCAAUAUCACUCAACUUCAUGAAUUGCACAUGAAAGAUGAUAACGCUCGUCAUCUAGCUCGAAUUGAGGAGCUGGAAGCAGUCCUUGCUACACGCGAUGAGUUCCUACGCAGAAAGGAAGACGAGCUUCGUGAAAUCAGGAAGAAUCGCCCAUCUACUCGCUCUACAAGCACUCAGCCCAGAAGCCCUAAGUGGGCCAACAGCCGGCCGACCAGCCCCGGAGUCAGUCACAAUGGUAAUGGUAAUGGUAAUGGUGGUACUGGGGGCAGAGGCAGUGCGCUGCGAUACAGCUCAGAGGUGCCUUUCUAA